Molecule: messenger RNA, 435 nt
Organism: Lepus europaeus (European hare)
Lineage: Eukaryota; Metazoa; Chordata; Mammalia; Lagomorpha; Leporidae
Product: whey acidic protein
Exons: 4
Coding region: 1-435 (144 amino acids)
Biological process (GO): antibacterial humoral response; innate immune response
Cellular component (GO): extracellular region
Molecular function (GO): peptidase inhibitor activity
Source: RefSeq, a predicted model, not a curated record
AUGCGUUGUCUCAUCAGCCUGGCCCUCGGCCUGCUCGCCCUGGAGGCGGCCCUCGCUCUGGCCCCCAAAUUCAUCGCCCCAGUGCAGGUCAUGUGCCCCGAGUCCAGCUCUUCCGAGGAGACGUCCUGCCUCAGUGACGACGACUGUCUUGGCAGCGCCGUGUGCUGUCCCAGCACCGCCGGCAGCUCCUGCAGAACCCCCAUCAUCGUCCCUACCCCCAAGGCUGGCCGCUGCCCCUGGGUGCAGGCGCCAAUGCUGUCCCAGUUGUGUGAGGAGUUGAGCGACUGUGCCAACGACAUCGAGUGCAGGGGCGACAAGAAGUGCUGCUUCAGCCGCUGCGCCAUGCGCUAUCUGGAACCCAUCCUAGGUAUGCGUCCCGAGCCCUCCCCAGUCAGCGAACAGAGCAAGAAGAGGAGCGUGCGCUCCAGCCCGUGA